AUGCCUGUCUUCAACGCGUCUAUGUUAGCUUCUACUCCUUCUCCUGUCCCUGAGGACCGCCCUAGUGGUGAAGACGCGCGUAUGGCGGACCCUGUGGUGGAGACAGAUGUGGACCGCUUGUUGAAAGGGUGGAAUGAUACUCUGACAGCGCUUGAUGGGUGUGUUGCUGCUGUCCCUGACCCAAAGCCAGAGUUGUUGGAGGACCAGGAGGCCUGGAUGCGCGAGUGGCAGUCCGUCAUGGCCAACAUGAACGCGUGUUACGACCGUUCUAAGGUGGUAGGCGUCGAGCUUGACCUCAAUGAGCGCGAUGCCGGCUUGCUUAAGGAAGGGCGCAAGUCCUACAAGGAGUUGGAGGCGUUAGUGAAGGGAUGGAAGGCUAAGGUGGUGGGGGAAAGUCCUAUGGUGCCUAGUAAGCAACUGGCGCCUUCUGUGCAAGCGUCAGAGGCGGAACCGCAAGGCGGAGUGGCGAAUAUGGGUGAACCACGCGCUGGUGGGCGGAUGUCUGUGCCUAAGCCACCUCGCUGCAACCGCUGUGCUGAGUCCAACAUUCCAUGCGGUGGUUCCUAUGGCAGGCGCUGCCCUCCUUGCGACGUUUCCAAGAAGUCCUGCACUUUCUCCAGUGAGUGUUACAGUUCCGCCUAUGUUGGCGCCUAUUUGGCGCCUAUGUCUGACAAAGGCGCUAUAGGGACUAGCAAUCUGCGCACUUCUGCUUCGCGCGCUUGCAAGACGCGCGCCACACGCGCUAGUGGGAGAGGUUCCGCUAAGGAAACUGCGUCUUCUCUUGCUGUGGAGGAUGAAGAUGAUACUGGCGAAUCCGACAUGGAGAUUGAGAUCACUGGUGAGCGCCAGAUUGGGGGGAAGGUUUUGCGCGGUUCCGCCACUGUUCCGCCUCGCGCUGUCAAUCCUAUCGUGUCUGGAUCUGUGCCUAAGGGAAAAGGUAAACCCAAGGACUUGGAGGCGGCGCUUGAGGAGGCGACUGCUGAAAAUGCGCGUCUCAAGGAAGAAAAUGCGCGUUUGAAGGCGACUGUCCUGAACUUGCGUCAACAUGCGCGCGCCCAUCAAGCUGAUUUGUUGAUCCUUAGCAACAAACUCUUUGCUAUGUCUCAGGAUUGGGCGGAUGUGGAGGAGCGCCUUUCUAACCACCUUUAG
Messenger RNA from Suillus subalutaceus, 1149 nucleotides. RefSeq lists its product as uncharacterized. NCBI's taxonomy places the organism in Eukaryota, Fungi, Basidiomycota, Agaricomycetes, Boletales, Suillaceae. The transcript has 3 exons. The coding region runs from base 1 to 1149 and encodes 382 amino acids. The record is from RefSeq and is a predicted model, not a curated record.